GUUUCAGAUGGAGCCUCUUCAGUUCACUAUAGGGCCGGAAGAAGUUGUCAUAGAAAUGUGCCCUAGCACUCUCUAUAAAAUGGCAAAACAAGCAGCAGAGAAUUCGCCGCAGGAAACUUCAAAGAAAUUAGAUGUUCCAUUAGAUGAGUCUCCAGUCAAGGUGCAAGCAACAGAUCCGAAGAUGCCUUCCCGAUGCUGGCGAUGCAAAGCUAGUCGACUUCGCGUGGUAAAUAUCGAAGGUACUGGAAAACGGCUGCUUGAGUGUGCAAAUCGCAAUUGUCUGGCCUCAAUCGAGUACACCGACUUACCCGCAGGAACAAUAAUAGAACAAGAAAAAUCAAGGAAAAACUAUGGUUGGUAUCUUCGCGACACGGCGGAGAUGUUUUAUCCUUCUCAAAAAACAUUGGAUAUACCUCCAGGCGCCAAAUUCGACUAUAAACCGGAGGUGCUUCUGAAUAAAGGCAAAAGCGUCAUGAUACGGUGUCCAGGUCAAAAGAGGCUAGUGUUGCUUGAGUAAAUAUGUA
This is a messenger RNA of Cylicocyclus nassatus, 524 nucleotides long. The record is from the annotation of a GenBank genome assembly. Lineage: Eukaryota; Metazoa; Nematoda; Chromadorea; Rhabditida; Strongylidae.